This is a messenger RNA of Amphiprion ocellaris (clown anemonefish), 3123 nucleotides long. RefSeq names its product ectonucleoside triphosphate diphosphohydrolase 4 (gene entpd4). The coding region runs from base 267 to 2123 and encodes 618 amino acids. The transcript is spliced from 13 exons. Gene Ontology annotation, cellular component: membrane. The record is from RefSeq and is a predicted model, not a curated record. Gene Ontology annotation, biological process: nucleoside diphosphate catabolic process. Lineage: Eukaryota; Metazoa; Chordata; Actinopteri; Pomacentridae. Gene Ontology annotation, molecular function: nucleoside diphosphate phosphatase activity.
CUGUCCGGGCUACACGGAGGUGAAAAUCAAACACACCUUGGACUCUGCUACACGUCACGCACCGGAGCCCGAGUAGCGUCAGUUAGCCAGCGGUUAGCAUCUGGCUGCUCAGAAAUGUCAACUUCUCCCCAACAGGCGGGAUUCUCAUUUAUUUAUUAAUCAUGCAGACAAGUGAGGAAACCAGGAUGGAGCCGUGGAGCAAGCUUCCCUCCGCGCACUUGAUUUGUAGGAGAAAGUAAACGAACAAGUUGAAGACAAUCUGCACCAUGGGAAGGAUCAGCUUUUCGUGCCUUUUCCCAGCUUCAUGGCAUUUCAGCCUGUCGUCCCAGGUUCUUCCCCGGCUCCUCAUACCCUCCAUCAGGCAGCUGCUCUUCAUCGGCCUGGUCUUCUGCCUCAUGGGACUGCUCUACCUGCUGCUGGUCGCUGGAAAGGGGCACGUCAGCUGGAUCAGAAAGGAAAAUCACUUCCAUAGGCACUUAGCAAGGGUUACUGAUGUGGAUGCAACAGAUACAAGCAACCCCAACCUGAACUACGGCCUGGUAGUGGACUGUGGCAGCAGUGGCUCCAGGGUGUUUGUGUACUGCUGGCCCCGGCACAAUGGUAACCCCCAUGAACUGCUGGACAUCCGGCAAAUGCGAGAUCAACACCGCAAACCUGUGGUGAUGAAGAUCAAGCCAGGUAUCUCUGAAUUAGCGAAAACACCAGAGAAAGCCAGUGAUUAUAUUUACCCACUGCUAAGCUUUGCAGCCCAACAUAUUCCCAAAAAUAAGCACCAAGAAACACCCUUGUAUAUCCUGUGCACAGCUGGAAUGAGAAUCCUUCCUGAGAGUCAGCAGGAAGCUCUUCUUGAGGACCUGCGCACAGAUAUCCCAGUCCACUUCAACUUCCUAUUCUCUGAUUCCCAUGUGGAAGUGAUUUCUGGAAAACAAGAAGGUGUCUACGCAUGGAUUGGAAUAAACUUUGUCCUUGGAAGGUUUAACCAUGUACACAAUGAUGGGGAGGCUGUAGUGGAGGUAAAUGUUCCAGGCAGCGAUCAGCAGGAGGCGCUGAUGAGGAAAAGGACUGCUGGUGUCCUGGACAUGGGCGGCGUCUCCACACAGAUUGCAUACGAAGUGCCCAAAACUGUAAGCUUUGCUUCUCCACAGCAGGAGGAAGUUGCCAAGAACUUACUGGCAGAGUUCAACUUAGGGUGUGACGCUCAUCGCACAGAGCAUGUUUAUCGUGUUUACGUGUCCACCUUCCUGGGUUUUGGAGGAAAUGCAGCACGCCAAAGAUACGAGGAGAGCCUCAUCAGAAAUACUACCACUCGAAACAAGCUUUUAGGUCAGCAUGUAGGUGAGACUGCAGAGUCUCCUCUUCUGGAUCCUUGUCUCCCCACUGACCUGCAGGAUGAGAUCAGUCAGUCUACACAGAAGCUAUAUCUGCGAGGCACAGGAGACUUUGACCACUGUAGACAAAUUCUGCAGCCAUUCCUCAACCGCACCAAUGAGACCCAAACCUCCCUCAGCGGUAUCUACCAGCCAACGAUUGACUACACCAACAGUCAGUUUUAUGGCUUCUCUGAGUUCUACUACUGCACCGAGGAUGUGCUGCGCAUGGGUGGAGAUUAUAAUGCCUCCAAAUACGCCCAGGCUGCCAAGGGUUACUGUGCCACCCAGUGGAAGACUCUGAGGGAACGCUUUGACUCUGGAUUGUACGCCUCUCAUGCAGAUCUACACAGACUGAAGUACCAGUGUUUUAAAUCGGCAUGGAUGUAUGAAGUUUUGCACUCAGGUUUCUCUUUUCCAACCAAUUAUAAAAACCUGAAAACUGCCCUACUGGUCUAUGAUAAGGAGGUCCAGUGGACUCUUGGAGCUAUACUUUUUAGAACACGGUUUCUACCUUUGAGGGACAUCCAGCAGGAAAGUCUAAAAGGACUGCACUCUCACUGGCGGCACAGCUUCUCCUUUGUCAACAACCACUACUUAUUCCUGGCCUGUUUCUUCAUUGUGUUUUUGUCUAUUAUGCUGUACUUACUGCGACUCCGCCGCAUUCAUCGACGCGCCGUUCAGCGCUGCACCCCCUCCUCUGCACCGUGGUUGGAGGAAGGCCUCGGCUCGCCAACGCUCCCAAUCAACCUCUAAACUUUGUAGAGUGUAAAGUCUGAACAGCGUAUCUCACUUUCCAAAGCCAAUAUUCACUCCUUUUCUGUAUCUUUAAAGGCUGCUCUCAACUAUUUGUUAAGAUGGUACUGAGAUUUGGACAAAUGACAAAAAUCUUACAUGAGUCUUCAGGCUUUCUGAAGCAAUAUCUGUGUUUAAGUUAUUUUUGAUUUUUUUUUUUUUUUUUUUUUUAGAAUUCAUGUUGUUGCCAGCCACACUUUGUCAAAUUCAAAUGGCAGCUGCCUCCAAGUGUCCUCUAUUUUAUUUCUGAAAAGACAAACACAAUGGUACAUUUCUCUCUAGAUAAUCCAGACCCAAAUAAAUACCUGGUCUACAUGCUGAAUUUUAUGAAGUUUGACAAACAUACCACGGUGGCAUUUUAUUUCAUUUUGUGAGUACUUUGUGAGUACUAUGUGAGUACUUGCCUUUCUUUAUGCCUUUUUACAUGUGCAUGAACACAUCUUUUUUGUUGUUGUAGUCAUUGGAUGGAAUAAGCACUCUGCAGAAACCUCAAAUGCAAUAUGAUUUAUAAUUAGUAGAAGGAGCACUUUUCAAUGCAGUUGAGAUGCACGUCUCAGCUGGAAUGGUCUGUAUUUUUAAUGUGUGUGUGUAUGUCUUUCCGCCUCAUAUUUAUAUUGCGAGACAAGUAGUCUUUAACAGCUAUAUUAGUGCAAUACAUGUCUCGUCACUGUUGGGAGAUUAUUCAAAACCCAUCUGCCUGUUUUUCUACAUUAUCAGUCUCUCUUAAGGCUCUGCUGAAACUCUUGUGUUGGGUCAUCUGACUGUUGGGUCAGAUACCAUUACAUGUAUUUAUGUUGGGCUUCAUUUUCAGAAGCUGUCAUAUCACUGCUGUGAGAGGGGUUGUCAAUGAGAGCACAUGCCCUAUUAUUUAUAUGAAAUUGGUCUAAUGAAAUGUUUUCACAGAUGAAUGCAAAGUAAAUGUUGUGACAUUGCAAUUCAGUAAUAAAAGUUUUAUUGUAAA